AUGUCUGCGACAAAGGGAGAUGUGCGGACGAGCAGCAGAGAGGUCGGUAAAGGUUACGCCGUGGACUAUCCGCCCAGCGUGUGGGGUGACUAUUUCAUCAAGAACCCCACGCUGCCACAUACUCAUGAGAUGUCCGUGGAAUGGAUGAUAGAAAGACGUGACAAACUUGUCAUCGAAGCAAGGGAGAUGUUACUCGCUACAUGCAGUCCGUUUGCUGAAAUGAAGAUGAUUGAUGCACUUCAGCGUCUUGGGGUUUCUUACCAUCUUGAAGAGGAGAUCAACAUGAAACUGCAAAAACUUUUGUUUCGAGAAUUCGACACAGACUGUUUCCAUGAAAUCUCACUUCAGUUCAGGUUGUUAAGGCAAGGACGUUGCUACAUGUCUUGCGAUGUAUUCAAAAGCUUCGUGAACAGCCAAGGAUGUUUGAAAGCCUCUAUUCAAAGUGAUCCACAAGCUCUGCUUGCACCCUAUGAGGCAACUUUUCUCCGCACUCCAAACGAAAGUUUUCUCCAUGAGGCCCAAGAGCAGACAACAAGUCUUUUGAGAUCAAUUGUUGACCAUCUAGAAAAACCACUUGGGGAUGAAGUCAGACAUGUUCUUAAGACACCAUCUUUUCGUAGGAUGAAAAGGCUGGAGGCUAGGCUAUAUAUCCCUCUUUACCAAGAAAAUAAGGAGUGUAGUGGAAUGCUACUUGAACUUGCGAAACUGGAUUUCUAUUUGCUCCAACGCAUUCAUCGACAAGAAGUCAAGGAAAUAUGCGAGUGGUAUUAUGGACUGGAUUCCCCCAAAAAAUUAUUCUACGCAAGGCACAGGCAAGUGGAAACAUACAUGUGGGUGCUUGGAAUAUGCUAUGAACCACAAUAUGCGAAAACUAGAAUAUUGUUUACAAAAUAUACAUCAACUAUGACACCAUGUGAUGACACUUUUGACAACUAUGGUGUGUGGGAAGAGCUACAACCUUUCGUCGAUGUGGUGCAAAGGUGGAACAUGGAGGACCUUGGGCAACUGAAAGAAUGCUACCAGGACUUUGCCCGUUUUAUCUUCGGUACCAUGAUUGAAAUUGAGAAUGCACUUCCAAUAGAGACAGCAAGCAGGGAUAUUAAAUUAUUAAGAGAUUUGACAAAUGAAGCAUGCAAAUCUUAUCUCACUGAAGCUGCUUGGAAAGAUAGCCAGUACAUUCCUACCUUAGAGGAGCAUUUGAAGGUCACGGGCGUUUCAACCUGUUACAAGGCUAUGAUUGGCCUUGCUUUUGUUACAAUUGAAGAGAAUCUUCCAGAGGAGAUUCUACUGUGGAUGUCGAAGUAUCCUCAAAUUAUCAAGGACACAUGUUGUAUAUGUCGCCUCAUGGAUGAUAUUGUUUGCCCGAGUGAAGUAGAAGAGCAUAAUGUCGCCACUACAGUUGCCUGCUACAUGAAAGAGUAUGGGGCAACGAAAGAGGUCGCAACUGAAGCUCUUUGUAAGAUUGUGGAUGAUGCGUGGAUAGAUAUGAACAAGGAGUAUCUCACAUUGACAUUGAUACCAUCAUCGCUACUAAUGAUAGUAAUUAACCAUGCCCGGGUGAUGGAGACCAUGUACAAGAAGGAAGAUGGAUACAAGAACACAUCAAUUCUGAAAGAAGAAAUAUCUAUGCUGCUUGAGAAGCCAAUUCCUUUCUAG
Messenger RNA from Triticum turgidum subsp. durum (durum wheat), 1656 nucleotides. The record is from the annotation of a GenBank genome assembly. NCBI's taxonomy places the organism in Eukaryota, Viridiplantae, Streptophyta, Magnoliopsida, Poales, Poaceae.